This is a messenger RNA of Actinia tenebrosa (Australian red waratah sea anemone), 2210 nucleotides long. RefSeq lists its product as uncharacterized. NCBI's taxonomy places the organism in Eukaryota, Metazoa, Cnidaria, Anthozoa, Actiniaria, Actiniidae. The record is from RefSeq and is a predicted model, not a curated record.
UUGCGUUGUCUCGUAAUUAUUUCAUAUCAUGACCGAUUAUAUUUUUGUAUUUGCUUUUCAGCUGGUGAUUGCAAUGUUGGUUCCAAGGUCACCUAUAGACAAUAUAGUGAUACCAUAGUAAACCACACCAUCGUUGGCCCCAUCAUGUCAUCUAUUACAGCCAAGAAUGAGAGAGAAUGUGAGAUGGAACGUCACCUGGCUGUACCAGACAUGUGCUACAUGUUCAACUACUAUCCCUCGUCUAAGGUUUGUGAGCUGCUCUACAAGGAUCGUGCGGCAGAAUACAAGGUGGAGAAGAAAAAAGGAUCUAAAGUCAAGACACGAAAGUGUGAAUCAAGUUCUUGUGUUGUCGGCACGGCACAACAUUGUGUCUCUCUUGGUGACCAGAGCAACACCCUCUGUCUGAACUUCACCGGUCGCAUCAUCAAAGCCAACACAGCUCCUGUGUGUAUUGGAGCUAGAAACGACAGCUACGGGACAUUCUUUGCUCCUGCUUAUGGGAAAAUCAAGACAUUCAAGCUCGUUCACAUCUCAGGAGGAAUUGCUGCUUAUGGAAGUUCUUUAGGAGGAGCUCCAGGAAAUUGGGGAACGUUGGCUCCUGCAGAGCCCCAUCCACACCUUGAACUGCACGUCACCGAUACCCAGAACUCAAGUAUCACCCCUCCACCUGGGUACCCUCUCGAUAUGUCAUAUGGUUUCAUGCGCUACGGUGUACCAGGCUUCACGGUCAUGAGUCCAGAACUCGUGUUCCCUGACAUUUCUCCACCUCUUGCUGUGACCAAAGGAAAAGAGUUCAGGAUUUGGGAAGGACAGGAUCUCGCUAACGCUCAUGAAUUCGAUAACAUUGGACCAACCUGUGCUGAUGUGUACGUUUUCUUCACCGGUUGAAGACCCGCCCUAGUUCUUGACAGUCAUUUUCACAUUUUUUUAUUACUGCAGCGGGAUGAAAAAACCAGUGGGAAAUUCUCAAUCAAGGAAGGUUAUUGCCGAACGCAAUCGAAUCCAAUCAUGUGAUUGCGUUCGAUUGAAUUCGACUUCCAAAUCAUUUGAUCGAUUACGCGGAGUUUAUUAAUUGCACCACAAUUUUGUUUCAAACAUUAUAAAGAAUGAAGCUUCUGGUUAUUGAGAGAUGGACUAGUAAUUUUCACCUACUUAUACUUUUUAACGAUUUGUUAUUUGCACCAUCAUUUAGCUGGUGCCAAUGAGUGACACAAUGGGUUGAACGACAUCAAUUAAAACUGCAGGGGAGGCUAACAAAGUUUUAUAUCUGACAAAGUAGUUGCACACAAUGUACAAAUUUGUAAAAAUUACAGCAUGAUUUAGGGACCGAUCAGUAUUUAUAUCAGCUGGGGUAGUUUAGGGGGAGAACAUAAACAACUGAUAGGGGUGGAGAUGAGUUAGAGAAUUUCAAGACAUUGGUAUUGUACAAGUUGUACGUUUUUUUGUAUUGCGCUUAACUUUCGCAAAUAAUUUGCUCUUAGACGAGGCAAAACCUGUAGAGUGAAUAAGCCCGUUAAUAAGGAACACAGCGGUAUUCAGUUACCGAAUGAGUAAAAAGAGUCUAUCACCCCAUUCACACCAAGGCUUAAAUAUGUUUUAAAGUGGUUUAACUACACAGGUUUGGAAAACUAUCUACGAACACUGCACAAUCUUUGGUAAAAUGAUGCAUGUAAGCUAUCCUUUGUCUUGCUCUGAUAAUAUUUUACAAAGUUUUAUUAUAUUGUAGGUUUCUAGUUUCUAAAUUUUUUUCCUAAUGAAAACAUAGUUUAACUAAACACGUUUAGGUGUGAAUGGGGUAUAUUGUUUGCAUCACGUCGAUAAAGAAAGGUAUAAAGCCCUGUUUACACUGGCGAUUUUUGCUGCGAUUUUUGUGGCAAUUUUCGGAAAUGUAAAAUCUUUUGUCUCAUCCUUCGAAAGAGACAUUCGUCUAGGAAAAUCUUGGUAUCCUGAAAAAAAACUUUACAAGUAAAUUAUUUACCAUUAUUUAUUAUGAACAGAAUCGCCGAAACAAUCGCAGCAAUAAUCGCCGAAAAACUCGCGUGUGUAAACGUGUAAACUCACUAGUGUAAACUCACUAGUGUAAACGUGGCUUAAAACCUUGCCUUGAUGAGUUGUUGCCCCUUUCUCCAUAGAUAUAUAUGGGCAAUAAAGCCAGGUGAAAACAAAACAAGAAAGAAUUACCCAACAAGUAAAAUAUCUCGGUCGUGGUA